Molecule: messenger RNA, 4969 nt
Organism: Salpingoeca rosetta
Lineage: Eukaryota; Choanoflagellata; Craspedida; Salpingoecidae
Exons: 33
Coding region: 256-4722 (1488 amino acids)
Biological process (GO): actin filament severing; barbed-end actin filament capping; myofibril assembly
Cellular component (GO): actin cytoskeleton; cytoplasm; nucleus
Molecular function (GO): phosphatidylinositol-4,5-bisphosphate binding; actin filament binding
Source: RefSeq, a predicted model, not a curated record
UGCAAAUUGCAUCCACACGCAGCCGUUGCGGUGCAAUUUGCAAAUUUCACAGAAAACGGACGAGACCAGGCAAGCACGAACGAAGCAGAGGAAGAAGAGGAAGAGGAACACAGUCUUGAGGCAUCAAGCGAGCGAGCGAGCGAGCGAGCCAAGGGCCUUCCUUUCCUGUCUAGCUUGAGAGGCUCAAGGUGCAUGUAUGAGCGCGUGUUUUGCGAAGAAGAACACACGCACUCUGCGCAGUGAGCUGCUAUUGUCAUGUCCGUUCUCAAGUUCUUCAGGGGUCUGGACAUCUCCGGAACCAGUUUCAAGGAUGACCCAUUCCCGUCCGAGGUGGAUCGGCUGUUGAACGUGCGCUGGAUCAAACUCAACAGUUGUGAUCUGGACAUGCUUCCAUCCGCCGUCAACAGGCUGCCCAAGCUGGAGUACGUCUCCAUCAAGAACAAUGAGCUGCUCAGCAUCGGACCCAGUGUCACACAACUCACCAGCUUGCGGUCGUUCCGGGCGGCCAACAACGCGCUUGAAGCCGAAGACAUUUCCCGCGAACUGUACAAGCUGGAGGACCUCACCACGCUCGACCUCUCCUCCAACAGCAUCGAUUGCAUCCCAGAGGGCAUGACAGAGGCAACGGGUCUCCUUGUGCUGGAUCUGAGCCACAACAAGCUGAAGGACCUUUCCCGCGUCUUUCUUGUCAAGGUCACCGACAUUGAGUUCCUUGAUCUCAGCCACAACCAAAAUCACCACCCUCCCCGCCCGCAGCUUCGACGCCUUGCAAACCUGCGCACGCUGCUGUUGUCCGGAAACCCGUUGGCGAACACGGCCGGGGCGCUGCGGGCGGUGUCGGCGCUGGAGCAUCUCGUACGCAUCGUCCUCCGGGGCACAGCUCGCCGCGCCGCUACCCUGCCACCGGAGCUUGCGGAGUGCAUCUGCUUGGAGGAGAUUGAUUUGGCCGAGAACGAAUUUGCAGAAUUUCCUGAGGUGCUCACGCUCCUUCCAAACCUUCGCGAAGUGAAUCUUAGUGACAACCAGAUUGUGCGCAUUCCAGGCUCCAUCAAGGACCUGCAGUCACUGCGCAUUCUAAACGUCUCUCGCAACGCACUCCGAGACCUGAAGCCCGUGUGCGGCGUAACAUCGCUUGUGCGCGUGUACGCCAACGGCAACAAUAUUGUGGCCAUUCCUGACGAAGUUGAAGCCCUCGCCAACCUGGAGGUGCUGCGUCUUGCCCGCAAUCGCAUCACAGAUGUUCCCCAUGCACUGUGCACACUUCAACACCUCAAGGAUCUGUGUCUUGACAGCAAUGCCAUCACGCAACUGCCUGUGGCCCUGCACCAUCUGCCUGCGCUCGCUGCCGGCGGUCGCUUCUCGGCCCGCAGCAACCCGGGCAACCCCUCUCUCCCGCCAAAACGCCUUCUCGACAUCCCAGGGGCGGCACACGGCACGCGCGCACAUGUCAGAAGGCAUGGCACUGGCACAGCAGCAGCAGCAUCAGCAUCAGCAUCAGCACACGCAACAGAUGCGCCCGCAACUGCUGCCGCAGACACACGUGAUGGCGUGCAGAUGGCAACAGAGAGCAGAAGCACCAGCGCCACCACAAGGCCCUGCCCACCGCGGUCGCCGUCGUGCUAUGGGGUUGACAUGGGGCGCGCUGCUGCUGCUGCCCGACGAACGUCGGGGUCAAUGGCCAUCAAGUCGAGCAGUCACCAGCGCGGACACAUCCACGCGCUGGAGGGCCCGGGCCUGAGGGACGAGCGUGGUGGCGAUGACAGCGUCACACAUGCAGAGGCGCGCGUGCCAACACGCGUCAAGGUGGAUGUGUCUCAGCGCAAGCAGGCAGAGAACAUUCUGCGUGGCCUCACCGACACAGACAGCACAAAAUACGCAAACGAGACGCCAGAGCUGCUCGAUUCGUUUCAAGACUCGGCUGCUGCCCAAAGCACGACAGCGACUGACGCGGGCGAUGAGCCACAAGAGGUCCAGGAAGGACAGGAAGGGCAGGCCGGCAAAGGGGACCUCAAGUCCAGUGUCGGUGCAAGUCCACGGAAACCGAAAACGUGGAAGAAAAUGAUCAAGAACCCCAAAGUGGACGGCAAAACGCUCUUUGGAGACGACUUUGACGACUUUCUCGGCACCAAGAUUUGGCGCAUUGAGGACUUUGCGCCUGCGCUUGUGAACGAGUUGGAUCACGGCACAUUCUAUGAAGCAGACUGCUACAUUGUCCUUGAUGCAAAGGAAAACGAAGUGCAAGACAUUGUGCACACGGUGUACUUCUGGAUCGGGUCCAAGUCAUCCCUCGACAAACAAGCGAGCGCCGCCAUCAACGCCGUCAAUCUGCGCGCAUAUCUCCACGUCGACGACCUCUGCCAGCGCGAAGAGCAAGAGGAUGAAAGCCGGGAGUUUUUGCUGCUCUUUGGCAACAAGAUCAACUACAUCGAAGGUGGAACGGAGUCUGGGUUCUACACGACCGAAGAAGUGGUGCGGCCAACGCGCAUGUAUCACUUGAAGGGGAAAGUCUCUCUCACCGCAUACGCCGUGCCCACAGAGAAGAAGCAGCUGCGCAAAGGCAACGUGUAUGUUGUGGACGAGGACGAGAUGAAGACCAUCUGGCUUUGGGUUGGCAAAGGAACAGGCCUUGUGACACAGCGCAAGGCGUGCUUGUUCUGUGAGAAGGCCACAAAGGGCACGACCAUGAAGGUGGUCGUGGUGCAGCAGGGGAGUGAGACUGACGAGUUUCUUGACAUCUUUGGUGACGACGACACAACCAAGAUUGACCGCGUAGACGCUGAUGUUGAGGCGCUUCAGGCCAUGAUCCCGACCAUCAAGCUGCACGAGAUGCACAUGGGCGACGGCUUCCUUGAGUUGCCGCAGGUUGUGCCUGCAGGCAGAGCCAUUUCCCGCGCCAUGCUUGCAAGCACGGGCGUUUACAUCAUCGACCACUGGGCAGACAUGUACAUCUGGAUCGGUCACAGAUCAAGCCGGCUUGUGCGUGCUGCUGCUGCGCGCGUUGCACUGGAGCUGCAGAAAGUGCUGCCGCGACCCGAUUUCUUCCUGCUGAGCACCGUGACGGAGGGCACGGAGCCGCAAGUGUUCAAGAGCAAGUUUGAGGGCUGGGAUGACGUGUUGAAGAUUGACCACCGCGCAAAGGACGUUAUCCAAGUGGAGGCGAAUGUGCUGCGGCGCGCGCUCAAGUCGACGCUGCCGGCGGACCAGCAGCGAAUGCUGAAUGUCCUUCCGGAACAGCUCACCGUUUCACCGCUCGCAAAGCUCCUCAACACCUCCCAAUUCAACCUCUUUGACGCAACACACGUUGAUGUUGGCGAUCUGUUCACGCCGCCGCCGCUGCCAAUGCCGGAGGAGGAUGCACGGGCGUUUGAGAACAACUUCUGGGCGGAUCUCGACAACAUGGAGGCAUUCGUGCUGAAAGGCGGGCACUUUAAGGUGCUUGACAAGUCGCGUGUUGGCCACUUCUUCUCGGGCGAAUGCUACAUCUACCUCUGCUCCCAGUGGCGGCCCGUCCCAGGAUCAGCGAGCGACGAGAAGGAAGGCGGUGAUGAGUCAUCAGCCAGUGGACGCUCGAAGCAGCGCAGUGGCAGUCGCGGUGGCAGCCGCAGUGAAGACGCUGAUGGUGGUGGUGAUGGUGGUGAUGAAAACGACGAUGACGAUGAUGAUGAAGAUGAUGAUGAGUUUGAGGGCGAGGAAGAGCUGCAAUGUGUCGCCUACUUCUGGCAAGGACGCGACGUCUCCAAGAUGGCGUGGUUGCAGUUCCGGUUUGGCGGCAGCCUGGAGCGCAUUGAGGCGCUGGUGCAGAAGAAGUACCGCUGCCAGCUCCGCGUGCAGCGCGAGUUCCAGCACCGCGAGUCGCUCGACUUCAUGGCGCUCUUUGACCGCGGAAUGGUCAUCCACGAGGGUACAUAUGAUCAGGCCCUCGAAGACAAGACGCCGCGGCUGUUCAGGGUGCACGAGUGGAAGCCGACAGUAUUCACCAAAGCCGUCCAGGAGCGGCUGAACACGGGCCUCAUCUGCUGCAGAGACUGCUACCUCUUGCAGGUUCCGUUUGAGGGUGCGGACGACCGUGGCAUCCUGUAUGUGUGGCACGGCGACGAGGCGAGCAAGACGCUGCUCGACGCUGCGCAAGAGCUUGGCCAGCACUCCAUCUGGGGGGCGCAAUUCUCGAAGCAAGUCAUUGCACAGGGCCAUGAGCCUGAGCACUUCUUCCUCUCUGCCCUCGGUGUAUCCAAACUGCCGGAGACGGUGCGGGAUGGCCCGCGGAUUGACGCCGCGCGGUUCUGGGCGUGCACGAACCGGGACGGCUUCUUCAGGGUCGAGGAGCGUUCGGACUGGUUCUGCCAGGACGAUCUCAUGGAUGAGGAUGCAGCAAUUGUCGACACGCACGGCACGGUGUACUUGUGGAUUGGCCCCUUUGCAUCGGACGUGCUGAUCAAGCUCGCCACAGCCAGCGUGCAGGAGUAUGUGCGACAGUUGCCGCCCCAGCGAAACGCGAGCGUGGAGGACAUUCAGACGCUGAUCAAGGGUGGCGAGCCGUUUGAGUUUACGUCCAUCUUCCACGGGUGGAGCCACCACUUGCAGGGCGCAAAGGAGCUUUCCAAGCCCUUGGACUUUCUUGGCCACGUGAAGGACGACCAGUACCAGCGCCAGUUCUACGACAACGGCAAGCAAGGCACGCAUCAGCUCAUCAUGGUGGAGGAAGAAGACGAAGAAGAGGCUUGAUUGACACACACCCACCUACACUCCCCUGUCUUUGUUCACGGUGGCCUGCCACAAGCUUUGCUGUACACAUUCCACAAACAGUGCAUGCAUUUGUGUUAAUAGACAUUCUUCCUCUAUGCUGUUAGUUCUUGCCAUGUCUUUGAUGAUGAUUUGAAUCAUGUUGUGCUUGUGUACUUGAUUGAAAGACCAGCAAACAACGGCCAUGUCGGCAUACAUAGUGUAUUGUGCCACGGAAAAACGUUUCAAU